This is a messenger RNA of Morus notabilis, 1630 nucleotides long. Its product is annotated as abietadienol/abietadienal oxidase. The record is from RefSeq and is a predicted model, not a curated record. NCBI's taxonomy places the organism in Eukaryota, Viridiplantae, Streptophyta, Magnoliopsida, Rosales, Moraceae. The transcript has 9 exons. Gene Ontology annotation, biological process: multicellular organism development; sterol metabolic process; brassinosteroid biosynthetic process. Bases 1 to 1458 code for a protein of 485 amino acids. Gene Ontology annotation, molecular function: oxidoreductase activity, acting on paired donors, with incorporation or reduction of molecular oxygen; heme binding; iron ion binding.
AUGAGAGAAAUUUAUUCAUGCACAUGGCCUUUUGCAAUCACGACGGUGGUGUUCGUCGUUUUUCUUGCUAAGUUUUUGAAAGACAAGAAGAAGAAUGUGAUAGAAAGCAAACACAAACUGCCACCAGGAAGAAGAGGCUGGCCUCUAAUUGGAGACAGCUUCAGUUGGUACAAUGCCGUUGCGAGUUCUCAUCCCCCACGAUUCGUUGAAGAGCAAGUUAAAAGGUUUGGGAAAAUAUUUUCGUGCAGUCUGUUUGGAAAACGGGCUGUGGUAUCCGCAGACCCGAUUUUUAAUCGGUUCGUAAUCCAAAAUGAAGGAAAACUGUUUCAGUCCAGCUAUCCAAAAUCUUUCAGAGACUUGGUAGGUAAAAAUGGGGUGAUCACAGUGCAAGGAGAGCAACAAAGGAAACUCCAUGGCAUUGCCUCCAAUAUGAUGCGCCUAGAGAAGCUUAAAUUCCAUUUCUUGGAAGAUAUCCAAAGGGUUAUGCUUAACACAUUGACCAAUUUCCAGGACAACCAAAUCAUACUUCUCCAAGAUGUUUGCAGAAAGGCGGCUAUUAAUCUAAUGGUUAAUCAACUUUUGGGCGUAACAACCGAGUCUGAGAUCACUGAAAUGGCUCAGUUUUUCUCCGAUUUUGUUGACGGCUGUCUCUCUGUUCCGAUCAAUUUUCCUGGCUCUGCUUAUCACACUGCCAUGAAGGCAAGAGAGAAAAUAAUUAGAAAGAUAAACAGGACAAUAGAGAUGUACAGGCAAGAGGGGUCAUUGGAAGUGAGUAAUGGGGUACUUGCAAGACUGUUAGAGGAAGAAAGCUUACCUGACGAAGCUGUAGCAGAUUUCAUUAUCAAUCUUUUAUUUGCUGGCAACGAAACCACUGCUAAAACUAUGCUUUUUGCUGUUUAUUUUCUCACUCAAUGUCCCAGAGCUCUCAAGCAACUCUUGGAAGAGCAAGACGGUUUCAGAAGUAUGUCUGGCGGAGAUCAAAACAAGCUUACAUGGCAGGACUACAAAGCAAUGCCAUUUACUCAAUGUGUUAUUGAUGAAACACUUAGACUUGGGGGAAUUGCAAUUUGGUUGAUGAGAGAGGCAAAAGAAGACGUUAAGUACCAAGAUUACAUUAUUCCCAAAGGAUGCUUCGUAGUUCCAUUUCUAUCGGCAGUACAUUUGGAGGAAAAUGUGUACAAUGGAGCUCUAAAUUUUAAUCCAUGGAGAUGGAUGGACCCUGAAAAUCAGGAAAAAAGGAAUUGGAGAAAUAGUCCGUUUUUUGCUCCAUUUGGAGGAGGGGUUAGAUUCUGUCCCGGAGCUGAGUUAGCUCGCCUCCAAAUUGCUCUUUUUCUCCAUUACUUUGUUACGACAUAUGGAUGGACCCAAAUAAAAGAAGAUAGAAUGUCCUUUUUUCCCUCUGCUAGAUUGGUGAAUGGUUUCCAAAUCAGCUUAACAAGACGGCAUAUGCAGGCAUGACAAGCUGAAGAACUCAAAGCAUUAAAUGGUUUUCUUGGUUCUAACUUUUAUUUUUCUAUAUAUUUUGUAAUUUAUGUUGUAUACUCUUGUUUUCCUUCUUCCAAUGAUGUAUAAAUGCUUUUUUUUAUACAUAAAAAGUUCAUAGUGAUGUAAAACGUUUUAACUCCAAUUC